This is a messenger RNA of Aphidius gifuensis, 625 nucleotides long. RefSeq lists its product as uncharacterized. The record is from RefSeq and is a predicted model, not a curated record. The transcript has 2 exons. Bases 74 to 415 code for a protein of 113 amino acids. Lineage: Eukaryota; Metazoa; Arthropoda; Insecta; Hymenoptera; Braconidae.
UUUCAUUGGGCCGUAAACUUGGGUACUAGUUUUUCUUGUUGUUAUUAUUUAUUUUUGAAAUAAAAUAAUAAUUAUGCGUACAAUGAAACUUUUUUUCGGACUUUUUUUGGUGACUUUAUUAUUGUUGAGUGUUAAUUCACAAGAUGAUGAUGAUGCAGGUGAUUCAAGUUCAACUACUGAAGCAGAUCCAAGUGGUGCAGCACCUCCACCAGAUCAAGUUCCAGCUGUUAAUAAAACAAAUGGUAUAAUGGGUACUAUAGAAAUAUAUUUCUGGCCAUUUACAUCACUUUUAUUGCAAUUUAUAAAUGGUUUCUUGAUACAUGUGGUAAAAAAACAACUUCCUUGUACUAUGAGCAGUAUAACACCAUUCAAAUAUGAAUGUACAGACUUAUCACCGGAUCAGAAAGCUUCUUAAUCAAAUAAUUGAAAUAUUGAAAUUAUUACACAAAAUACACAUCAAUGCGACUAUUAAUUUUAUCUAUAAUAAUAUAAAUAUUGUAAUCUUUAAAAUCUUAAGUUAAUAAAAUAAGGUAAUAAUAAAAACAAACAUUUCAAAAUAAAUAAAAUAUUUGUUUAUUGUUGUUAUUUAAAUGAAUAAAAAUUAAAAAAAAAAAAAAAUUAUAUU